Saccostrea echinata is the source of this 9634-nucleotide messenger RNA. RefSeq lists its product as uncharacterized. The transcript has 25 exons. Gene Ontology annotation, molecular function: calcium channel activity; protein binding; calcium ion binding. Gene Ontology annotation, biological process: detection of mechanical stimulus. Lineage: Eukaryota; Metazoa; Mollusca; Bivalvia; Ostreida; Ostreidae. Gene Ontology annotation, cellular component: membrane. The record is from RefSeq and is a predicted model, not a curated record.
AUGGUAGCUGAAAAUAAGAAAAAUAAAACUAAACUACAGCGCAACGUUAUAGAAAAUGUUACAAUUCAUUUUGAUGAUUCAAAAGUGUACCCUGUUUGGGAGAGCGUGGAAAUAAGACUCACAGCAGACAUAAAUACAAGCAAUGUCGAUGAUUAUGCUGAAUCAGUUCAGUACUUUAAUUUUUAUUUCAUUCUUGAUUUUGGGGACAAAAGCAACUACAGGCAUACAUCAGGGUCAUUUCAGAGCAAAUUCUCGGACUAUUUUACAUCACAUUCACUUUCACACUCAUACACAGCUCCUGGAACUUACAACGUCACUGGUAUGUCCUGGAACACAAUGUAUACCCAAACGUAUCAUAAAAUCAUAAGGGUUGAAUACCCAAUUCCUAGUGGAAGUUUGUCCAUUAACCCUUCGACCGAAUACAUACCGGUACCUGAUGGGAAAACUGACCUGACUUUACAUUACUCAUCAACAAGUCCAAACCCCACAAACGUCAGAUGCAUUUUCCAAUUUGGCGAAGGAGAAGAGACACAAUCAGUAAACCUUACAAAUGGCAUAUCAAUUUGGAAGGUUUAUUUUUAUAAGUCGGUGGGACAGAAGAAUGUUAAUUUCACCUGCACAAAUGACCUAACUACUCAAAGCGUUUAUGCAACUAUUUAUGUGGAAUCAUACAGUCUAUCUGAAUUUGACUUUGAAUAUCAAACUCCAGUUCCCAUGAGCAUGGCAUUGAAACGAGUUGAGCCAACUGAGGAGUACCGUCAUUAUUACCGAUCCGUUUCCAUCCCUGUGAAUGUAACAUUUACUAUUUCUAUGAAGAAAUUUAAACGAUUUCCACCUGGUAUAAAUGUCAUUUGGAAUUUUGGAGAUGGGACGCCUGUUGAAACCUUUGUUUUAAAGUCUAAAGCAAAAGCUCACACAUUUUCCACCAAGAGAGGAACCUAUACUAUGACUAUUGAAAUAGGGUCUCAAACUAAUUCCCAUGUAUUUUAUCGCAGUAUCACUUUAGGGGUGAUCCAAUUUAGCUGUUAUCCUACAGCGUUUGAUCUUAGAGAUACAGAGGUUACCUUUGCGGCACAUGGGAUUCCUGGUAAUGCUUCGUACAUAUUUUAUACAGAUUCCAUCUCAACUUAUUACGUAAAAUCUUCUCAUUAUGCCAUCAACAAUUACAUGAACAUGUAUACAUACACAGUAAUGUUUCGAGAAUAUGGAUUUUACAUUCCAUCUGUCUAUGGUGGUGGAGAAAGAGUAUAUAUUGAUCAAACCUUGAUUGCAGAUUAUAAGUUAGAAGAUGGUUUAUAUCUUGACGUUUAUCCAGAUCGGAUUCCCCUUCCACCCGGAGACAUUACAAUUAGAGUUCACACCUCGUCCAGUGAACCUAGACCAUACAUAACAUGUAGCAUGAAGUCGGGAGACUCAGUUGAUCGCCACAGUGUUUUCUACAAAAAACAGAAUAUAACAAAUACACAGCCGAUCGUCUUUGAGUAUACCUACACAAGUCUUGGAGUGCAUACUAUUAGUAUUUAUUGUUCGAAUUACAUUGCAGGCAAAACUAUGACAAAGGAAGUGACAAUUACGAAUGGCUGUUUUGAAUCAAAGGGGAUAUACGAUCGCCAAUACUCGGUACCAACGGAAGCAAUGAAAGUCUAUAAAUCUAGCGAUUUGUACAUUAGAAACAGAAUGCUUAUUUACUGCGAGAAUGAAAACCCCAAUUUCCAGUGGUAUAUAUAUGGGGCAAACAGCAGUGGAAAAACAAAUACAUUGUACCCAUAUGAAAAUCCUGUGAGAGACGAAAAGGGUACACUUUUCAUUAAAAGAAAUGCAUUGCCAGAGGGAAAAUUUUAUCUUAUGCUUAAUAUUUCCCUCAGCAACACCUGGAUAUCUGAAUACAGCUACAUUCAGUUCCUCAGUUCUUCCCCUUUUUCAUACAUCAGUGGUGGUGAUUAUGUCAUAAGAUCAGACAAUCAUCUGUUUGAUGCAUUGAGUGAAUCUCGAACUGCGAAUGGAGAUUUAGGAGAAAAUGAAAACUUGACUUUUUCAUGGACCUGUAAAAGAUCCCCUCGAGUGGAUCUAAGAGGACCAAAAUUACUACUCAGGAACACAUCAUCAGGAACUUGUUCUGUAAAAGAGGUGUCGCGUGGUGUUUGUCAGCUAACAUCUUCAAUAUCAGAAUUAUUUGACUAUGCCCUUACGGUUACUGUGAAGGAGGGAUCCUUUCAAAAGAGAUUCACACAGAUUGCAAGAAUCAAGGAAGGGGGAUCAACUGAUCUACAGAUUAACUGCAGCUUGAACUGUAACGACAAAGUUGCCGUAUCAUCUAAAUUGGCUUUGAUAGCUUGGUGCGCCUCCUGUAAACCAGAACAUGAGGUUCAAUAUGUGUGGACACUGUGGAAAGACGAAAGUGGAUCGGGGUUGUUCCAGCCGGUACAGAAUUUGUCUGUAAUCACCAGGAACGAUACUGGUAAGGAAAGUUUUGUCUUACCAAAGUUCUUUUUAACACCUGGAAUUACCUAUCUGGUGACUUUAUAUAUGACGGUGGUCAACGAAACAGAGAUAAGUGGGGAUGUAUACAGGAAGUUACUAACUAACGCGCCACCAACUGGUGGCUCCUGUUCUAUUCAACAGAAAACAGACUCACUGGUCGUUCUUCUAAGCGUGCAGUGCUCAAAUUGGAUCGAUACAGACGGGGAUAAAAACGUGUUCACAUACCUUUACGAAACAGUUACAAAAAGAAACUUUACACACGGAGAGGAAAACGUAGUCAAUUUUCUCUACCAAGGAAGCGAGAGUAGCGUCUUAGAUGUUCCCAUACAGCCGGGAGAUCCUGUUUUUAAUCACAUAGUGACCGUCCGAGUUCGGAUUUUUGACAUUUAUGAGGAUUAUGGAAUAUAUUCUUCAAACAUAACAGUACUUACUUCAUUACAUGAUGCUUCAACAAUCGAAUUGUCAUUUCAAAACUUUGAUUCAAAGUUCAACAAUUACAAUUUGUCAGGGAACGACAUUAAAACUUUGAGUUUGUUAGGAGCUGUUGGAUCCAGUUUCAAGCAAUUUCCUUUUACUGAUACUACAACAACUGAGGAAGAGGUGAGAGGAGGUGUAGAGUCCAUCAAAAUCGACACGUCUGGAGGGGGAACUGCAUUCUUUGUCUAUCAACAGAAAAUUGUGAAACUUCUUCAUUUAGUCAAAAGUGUUGUUACCCCUGGUUGCGCAAAUUCCACCGACAGAUUUAAAUUAGCAGACAUGCAACAAAUUUUUAGCACCCUGGAUGCUCUGACCCGCUACCUACCUUACUUGUCUUUUGAGGCAGUGAACAUAACGGUAGACAUUGUUGACACUAUAAUUGACUGUUUGGAAUAUGGCAGCAGGAGAACUCCUCUCUCUGCAGGCACAGUUGAAAGUUUAACAGACAUUGCUAAUGUUUAUCAUCGGGUAUUGGACAAUGUCUUAAACAAGAUGCUACCUGAAAGAUUGCAAAACUUGGAUGUGGAACUUUCAGAAGAUGAUAUUAAAUCAGAAAUUAUGUUGAACAUCAACUUUUUUCUGCAAGAAACCAGCCUCUUAAAUAAAGAUCAAGGAAACGUUACUCUAGACCAUGACAGUGUAAAUAAACAAGCCAAUUUGAUUUAUCGAAUACGAGCACAUGAGCGACAAUCUCAGCUUCAGCAGAGAAAUAUAGCAAGGAAAUAUAUCCCUAUGAUUAAAAAAAUCCAGUCUGUCUUUCUAAAUGUAAUGCAAAAAACUAUUGUUUUGGACGAGCGACUGCACUUCAGUGGUAUCCAUGUUCUAGAAAUAGUGAUGAGAAAGAUAGCCAUCAACAAUCUUGAAAAUGCCUCGGAUGAGUUUUUUGCAGAUGUUCAUGAAGUGAAUGGAUCAGCCAACCAUGUCCCCUACCUUGAAUUAUCGGUAACUAACUUCUUAAGGAAUCCGUACAUCUAUGGAGAAAACGCAUCCAAGGCAAUCUCUUCAGUUCCAGUUAUGGGUAUACCCCAAAAUAUAUCUGUGGACUCCAAUAUUCAGAAUAAAGGAAAAAUGGAAUUUAAGAGAUAUAUUCCUCUCAUCAAUCCACAAUAUCCAGAACCAAUGAUUUAUUUUUCUUUUGACAUACGAAAUGGAGGAGAUGCAGGACUUAUUUACGUAAAACCUGAUGAUUUUGACUUUCUAAGCCAUCAGAAGGUGCCAUUAUAUUCGUUUUAUUUUAGUACAGCUACUUUUCCAACAUCCAGUGUGUUUGAUUACAAGAAGGUCCUGAGUGUCAGAGAUUGGACAAAAUAUGGAUUUAAAGUGUUCUUUCCUGGAGGUAUAUGUGGAAAAGGACUUUGUUAUUUAGGCAUUAAACCUCUCACAGGUAAACAUUUGUGAAUAAAACGAAAAAGACGAGCAGCAGAACCUUUAACAACUGUCGGUCCACCAGAGAACACAACCUUAAUUGUUAACGCUUCGGAUUUUGUUCCAAUUGAGGCAAACUUUAGCAUGAUAUUUACAACUACAGGAUGUAGAACCUGGGAAAAUGAAAACAACUCGUGGACAAUGGAAGGGUGUCAGGUGCUGCCGAUGAGUGAUUUAAACAAUACGGUCUGUCGGUGUGUUGGAGAUACCUUCUCAACCUCAUUCUAUGUACCACCUAACGUGAUCAAUUUUCUGACAGUUUGGGGUAAAUUCGACGCCUCCAACGCUGCAGUGUAUGGUACCCUGGCUGUUGUGUUCGUUAUUUAUAUAAUAUUGGUGAUUGUGCUUCGAAGACAGGACAAAAAGGAUCUAAAAAAGUGGGAGGUAACCUUUCUCUGUGACCACAACACAACACAUACCUACUUUUAUUUGAUAAGUGUGAUCACUGGAUUCCGGAAAGGAGCGGGAACCAAAUCUAACGUAUAUUUUAUACUUAGUGGUGAUGAGAAUGAUUCAGGAAUUCGUGCCCUACAUGACGGGAUUAAAGAGGGAUUUUCAACAUCAAGUGUCAACAUGUUUUUCUUUGGAACCAAUGAACCCCUAGGAGAUUUAAAAUAUAUUCGUGUAUGGCAUGACAAUUCCGGACCACCUGGCUUCAAAAGUUGGUUUUUAAGCAAGAUCAUUGUUGAUGACUUAGAACAGAAAGAAAGAUAUACGUUUCAUUGCAACAAGUGGUUAGGUAUUGAUGAUGAAGAUUGUACGCUGGAUCGAAUAAUCCCAGUAUCAACGCCAAACACAGUUUCUUUUAACGAUCGUCUUUCUGUCGAAGCUCAAACCCAAAUGCCCGAAUAUCAUUUAUGGCUUUCUCUGCUCUUUCGUCCACAGCCAGGCAAAUUUACACGUGUUCAAAGGCUUUCAUGCUUACUGGCACUACUCUGUCUUACUAUGAUAUCAAAUGCCAUGUUCUUUCAAUCGUCUGAUGAAAAUCAAAAUGUUAAGGAAGUGAAUUUAGGAAUAUUUAGACUAUCAUUUGGAACAUUCUAUGUAUCAUGCAUUGGAAUGAUAAUCUCAACUCCACCUGUUACUUUUGCAGCCUUUGUAUUUAGAAACAUUAGAAACCCUAAAUCAUCCGAAUACAGGAUCCCAAAUUCAAAAGGGAACAGUUGUUAUCAAUCCCGCAAUGAAACAUACCAAUCCUUUUCUAAAAUUGAUGGUGGAGUAUUCACUCCAAACCAAGGCACAUUGCCACGUUGGGUGUUUUAUAUAGCAUGGGUCAGUGUUGCUUUGGCUAUUCUUUCAUCAAGCUUUUUUCUCAUUCUAUACAGCAUGGAGUGGGGUAAAGCUAAGUCAGAAGAAUGGAUUUCAUCACUUGCCUUUUCAUUUUUGGAAUCGUUCAUAAUUUUUGAUCCAAUGAAAGUGAUAUUUUUCGCCAUUAUUUGUUCGACCCUUUUGAAAAGUUUGAUAAUGGAAAAGCCUCCUGAAGUGAAUCUAGAGAAAUUGCGAUCGAUAUCAAAGAAUAAUUUAUGGCAAGAAACAAGAAUUUCAGACUUAGCAAACAAAGUUUUACCAAAAUGUGAUACAUUUUCAAAGGAGGAGCUCGAAGAAUUGAGAAAAAAAUUUCGCGAAGAAUCUCAAGCGAGGUCAGCACUUACCAGCCUUGUCAUGUUCAUGUUAUACGUUCUUGCAAUCUAUGGAAUCAGUUUCACACAGCGCGAUCAGCGAUCUUUAAACGUGAAGCAAAACCUUGAUAAUUAUUUACUUUCAGGAAGUCGUGGCUUCUCUGCAUUGAAAGGCAGAAAGGAUUUCAUAAGCUGGAUGAAUGACACCUUUAUUCCAACUUAUUACCCCAAUGAGAGUUAUGCAGGUAAACCUUUGACGGUUGUGGAUCGUCAGUGGUUCAAAGAUAUGGACAGUAUCCGUGUUGGACCAGCACGUCUCCGACAGGUUCGCAUGAAAACAGGCAAAUGUCCCUAUUCCUCCCUACCUUGGUCUUAUCCAUGUGUUGACGCUUACUCUGAAAAAGAUGAGGACCAAAAUUUCUAUUGUCUACGAUGGAAACCAUACAAUAACACCAUCUGUGGAAGCGAAAUUUACAAAAGUAGGUUCUACACUGCUGAGGCCUGGAAGUACACGGACGCCAGUGAAAUUUGGGGAGUGUCCAGGAUGGGAGAGUAUAAAACAUAUAGUGGAGGGGGGUAUAUUCUAAAAUUUGUGAAAGACAGAGUAAAUGCUCACUUAUUACUCAGGGAACUUAUCGAAAAUAAUUGGAUUGAUAGAAAGACACGUGCAAUAUUUGUUGAGUUUACGAUAUACAAUUCAAAUGUCAAUCUCUUUGCAUAUGCCAUGUAUUUAGUGGAGUUUUCUGAAGUAGGCAGUGCAUUUACAUGGACUGACACGCAAGCCUUUAAACCUGUAUUAAAUUUAUCAUCUCUCGGCUUCACUCUAGUCUUGUGCUACCUGAUUUUUCUCUUCUAUUACAUUUUCUUGCUCUUCAAAAUACUUUUGCAAUGUAGGAAAGUAGGGUGUUUGCGUUUUGUCCAGGAACCAUGGAAUAUUGUGGACUGUCUGUGUACAUUCCUCGCUUAUUCUUGUUUGGUAGCGUUUAUAUUGAGGAUGAAAUACACGAAUACGGCAAUGGAUAUGUUUUAUAACGACAAAUUAACAGGUGCCAAUCGGUUCAUAAACUAUGGACACAUUGUGAUUUGGGAUAAUGCAUUCAACGUCCUUUUUGCAACGCUUCUGUUUGUAUCCACAAUACAGAUUUUGAAAAUCCUGGGAUACAACAAACGAUUCACUGAGGUUAUAUCAGUGAUAUCAAAUGUUGGAAGGGAUUUAUUGGCUUUUGGGGCACUCUUGCUGAUUUUAUUUGCUUCAUUUGUUGCUUAUGCCUAUCUUCUCUUUGGCUCAAAAUUAGAAAGCUACAAGUCUAUAUAUCGUACAUGUGGAAGUUUAGCCAACACCUUCAUUGGUAAAAAUAAGCUUGACCCCCUGAUUGUUGCAGCGCCUUUAUCAGCUCAAUUCUUUUACACAUCUUACGUUUUAUGUGUCAUUAUGUUCAUGUUGACUAUCUUCAUGGCAAUCCUGAACAGCAGUAUUUCAGCAGUGAGGGCGGAAAAUCUAGCAUCAGCUGCAAAAAUUGGAAUGUUAGACAUCGUGAAAAAAAUUGUCGGAAACAUUCUUGAAGUUUUCCUUAAACCAAAAAAGAGCAGUAGAGUUAAUCGGAAACAAGAACAGCGGACCAGUGAAGAAAUCAAUGCUGCAAAUGUGGUGGGACUUAUCCGUGACAUUGUGUAUGUAUAUGGUAAUACAGGUACUAAGCUUGUGAACAGAAAAUAUUUUGAAGAAGACGAUCAGCGCUCACUGCUGUCACCUACCAGCCGAUCCACUUCUUUCAAAAUGAAUAGAUAUAAGAAGAACGAAUAUAAUCAAAAGUAUACUAUCGAACACCUAGAAAUUGAAGAAAAGGGUGACACAAAAGAGACUUACCGUCAAAUGUCCCGAUUAUCAUACGUAUCUGCAUCAAAUGUGGACAUGUACAUACCGUUAAACGAUACAGACGAAAUUGACACUCGUAGAGAGAGAUACCAGUUUACGAUAUUUUGAGUGUGCGUGGUCGUCCAACGAAACAAAAAAUUAUUAUGCGUGCACUGAAGUUUUUGAUUUUUUUAAAUAUCGGUAUUACCUUAAAUAUUUGUCCUACGAAAUAUACAAAUAUGUGCACUGAAAGAUUGCUAUCGGAUAUCGAACGUUACAUAAUAAUAUAUUAUUGUAUUUAAAAUGAAACAAGUUUAUAUUAAGAUAAUUUUAAGCUAAGGUCUUUUUUAUACCCUCCGUUUUAAAAGCGAGGGUAUAAAGUGGUGAGGUGUCCGUCCGUCCGUCUCUAACGCUUGGGGGUACCCAUUUCUUAUUGGAAACUCUUCCUAUACCACUGAAUUUACAAUAUACUGAGACUUUCAUAGAUUCUUAAUUACAUAGUGCCAUUGUGCACCUCCUAUUUUAAUUUACAUUUUGAUGAGAUACAUAUUUGGGGUUUCUCAUAGCAAAAACAUGGACACUGUCAUUCUUUCUAUGAUAUUUGGGGUACCCAUCUCUUAUCUGCAACUCUUUUAUCACUGAGGGUGUCCGUCUGUCCAUCCAUCUGUUACGCCUCUUAUUCGCAACUCCUAUAUUACUGAAUAAAUUUUAAUGAAACUUUCACAGAAUAUAUAUUACAUAUUGUGCACCUCCUAUUUUACAUUUUGAUGAGACUAUUAUACUUUGGAUUUCUGUUAUGGACAAUACAAAUCUUUCUCAUAUAUUGGGGGUAAUCAUUUCUUAUUGGCAACUCCUCCUAUAUCACUGAACAAAUUUUCAUGAGGCUUUCACAGAAUCUUUAUUACAUAAUGCCAUUGUGCACCUUCUAUUUUAUGAGACAUAUAUUUAGAGUUUUCCAUAGCAAAACAUAUGGACACCACCAUUCUUUCUAUAAUAUUUGGGGUAACCAACUCUUAUCCGUAACUCCUACUAUACCACUGAAUAGACUUUAAUUAGACUUUCGCAGAUUUUUUUUCUACAUAGUGCUUUUGUGCAUAUCCUAUUUAUCGUUUUGAUCAGACACAUAUUUGGGCUUUCCCAUAGCGAAAAAUGAAUUUUGUCAUUAUACUCAUAUAGGAGCGGGGGUAUCAUUUUGCGAGUUUAUUGCUCGCAGUACCUCCGGUUUUCUGAGUUGUUUACAUUAAGAAUAAUUUUUUAAGAAGCAUAUUUUAUUCUUUAGGAAUAAAACUUUACAAUGAACAGAGCAGGCUUUUCGACAGAUACAAAAUUUAAUGAAACAAUUUUUAACAUGAAAACACAUGACUAUCGGCUAAAUUUGUUUUCAGUUGUUGAAAAGCAUGUUCAUUUAUUUUUCCGCUUUGUGGGAACUACUUAGCAAAAUAAAAUAUUUUACAGCCCAAAUUUAAUAAGCAAAGAUAUUCAUAGACUUUUCUAAUUUGAAAUGCUUUAAUAUUUAAUUAGACAAGACAAAGGAGACAAAUUUCUGUUGAAAUGCAUUUUUGUAUAUAUAUUUUAUGAUUAGACGUGCUCUUAACUUUAUCCGAAUUAUAUGCACUCUUCCGGAGCCAUUUAAAGUUAAUUUGAAAAUUUAAGUUUUCAUUAUUUUUAUGAUUGAGUAAGAAAAAAUGGAACACCACUUUUCUUCUUCUACUGAACUCUUUUUUUUAGGUUUGAUUUUGAUUUCAAUGUUAUGUAUAUCUUUUAUUUACUGGCGCUU